UCUUUGCAUCCAGGAGAAAAGCUUGUCUUCCGGUUUGCCGCCUAAAAUGUGAAUUUAUAACAUUCUAACCUAAAUUUGUUUUCUUCAAUUCGACAAAAAUAAGUCAAGACAAGAACAAAGAAAAGAACGUUACCGGGGUAAUUGUCAUAUUGAAUCUUGGCUGGCAUGGAAGUGUUUUGGGUUAAUUUAACUCUUCUAUUAAUGAUUAAAAUUUUUUAAUUAUGGAGGCUGAUUGUGAGUGUAGUAACAUUAUUGCUGUUUUGAAGAAGAUCGAAAAGAUUAGAAAAUGUAAUAAAUGCGGAGCAACUGAAUUGAUAUCUCUCACUGGCUCUUGCAGUCAUUCUCUCUGCUCGGACUGUUUGCGGGGACUGGCUGAAUCGAUUUGUCCAGAAUGUAGUACACCAUUUGAAUUGAAAGCUAUUCUGCCUAAUAUACAAUGGUCUAGUUUUAGCCAUGAAAUCAACAAGAUUGCCAGCUUAGUGAACAGAGUUGUAAAACCGCCACCAUUCAAUAACCUGCCAGACGAAGUUUUGAAGGAUAUUGAGCACGGAGAAACCCAUCUGCAUGAAACAUCCGCUGAACCUAACAUUUCUGAAAAAUCCAACAAGAAAGGCUCGAUUUACAAGAGAAAAUUAAAGUUGGCUAGUACUUCUCAAAACGAAAAUGAACUACCAAAAUCAAAUGUGCCCAUCAAAGAAGAUUUGAAAGAUAUCAAUGAAAAUACUCCUGUUUUUGUUAGCAAUGAAACUGAAUCUGUGGAUGUGAUUGGAAACUCUCAAUCACCGAUCAAGAAGAAUACGUUAUUUACUAAACAAAAUGUUGAAAAUGUCAAGAAAGGUAAUGUUCUAUCCGAGAACAAUCUCCCUGUUAAGAAAUACAAGAUAAGUCGAUCCUGUGUCAGUAGAGGUGCUGAAACCGAGAAUGUUGUUCGUAAACCUGAUAAAGUGGCUCUGAACUCAUCAAGUGACUGUGAAUUGAAUUUCAAAGGGUUUCCCGCAUAUGUUGAUUGCAUAACUAUUUCGUCAAGCUCUGAAGAUGGUUCAAGUGACAAUAGUGAUACAUAUCAAAGAAAAAAGAAAACAUCAUUGAAUCAUGUGGAACAUUUCUCUAGAAGUAACAAGAGAAUAAUUGAUAAAAAUUGUUCAAACAGUGUGGCAAGUGACAAGAGAAUAAUUGAUAAAAAUUGUUCAAACAGUGUGGCAAGAGACAAGAGAAUAAUUGAUAAAAAUUGUUCAAACAGUGUGGCAAGAGACAAGAGAAUAAUUGAUAAAAAUUGUUCAAACAGUGUGGCAAGUGAGAAUGCCGAUCUCAACAAGUCUUGUAUCUCUUCAAAAAACAAGAAAAAUAUUCCAAAGCAGUCUAAAAAACAUGUGAGAAGGAAUAGCAAAGAAGGAAAGAAUGUUUGUGAAGUUGAAAAUGAUUCAUCGGAAAUCAUACCUGCGACACCUCAAGACGCAGCCAUGGUGGAGGUGUUACCAGUCUCCACAAGGGCCAAAAAACAGCUGUCUUCGUUGAAUGUCAACUCAACAAAGCGCAGAGAUUCAGUGAAGAGGAACAGGAAUGGAGAAACACCUUUGUUGUCCGCCUGUGCUAAAGGAAACUUGGCAGAAGUUGAAAGGUUAAUCAGUGAAGGAGCCGAUCCAAAUAUCAAGGAUUAUGCUGGUUGGACCCCAUUGGUAAGCUGAACAACUAACCAUAUUAUUCAUAACUUUCCAACUGAAGACAUGAAAACUAUUAAUAAAUAUUAUUCAAAUCAGAAUACUCAUCGAAUGUUAGUUUUUUUUUUAAUCAUAUGAGUUAAUUUUGGCUUCAGCUAUUGCCCUUUGCAUUUCUGCAU
Molecule: messenger RNA, 1837 nt
Organism: Nilaparvata lugens (brown planthopper)
Lineage: Eukaryota; Metazoa; Arthropoda; Insecta; Hemiptera; Delphacidae
Product: BRCA1-associated RING domain protein 1
Exons: 4
Coding region: 222-1685 (487 amino acids)
Cellular component (GO): nucleoplasm
Molecular function (GO): protein binding
Source: RefSeq, a predicted model, not a curated record